Oreochromis aureus is the source of this 2695-nucleotide messenger RNA. RefSeq lists its product as uncharacterized. NCBI's taxonomy places the organism in Eukaryota, Metazoa, Chordata, Actinopteri, Cichliformes, Cichlidae. The record is from RefSeq and is a predicted model, not a curated record. The transcript is spliced from 6 exons. The coding region runs from base 688 to 1320 and encodes 210 amino acids.
UUUGAAAACAAAUGUGCCUCCUUUAUUUUUUCCAUCCGGCCAAACACCAAAACGUAAAAAUGAAGAAAACCCUCAAAAAGAAGCAAGGCAUUUCUGGCAGGUCACGAUCAUUUACCAUGAACUUUGUCCUUUGUGCCUUUUUUAAACCAUUCAAAGAGAAGCAUCACUGAUUGGAGGGAGAACAAAGAAGACAGGUUUAACACAUUUGUUUGUGUGUGUGUGUGUGUGUGUGUGUGUGUGUGUGUGUGUGUGUGUGUGUGUGUGUGUGUGUGUGUCUGACGUUUGCCCCAGCUAUAAUUGGUUCAGGCUGGGCCUGCAUAACCUGUUUGUUACUUGUUUUCAUCAAUCCACCUUGCACAUAAGGAAGUCUUCCACAUUCCUAAAAGUGCCCUGUUGUCCUGAACUUCUGAAGUGAGCGGAUGAGGCAGAAAGAAGUAAAGCAGCGAAGCGUAAGCAGUGUGCAGACAGUGACACUGUUAUGGACAGUGGGCGCAGAUGUUCGUCACAGCGGCUGGUCUUCAGUGUCUCUGCGUCUUAGGACCGCAUCUGUGCAAUAAAUAGGAUAUUCUUUUUAAAGAAGCGCUGUCAAACAAUCUUCAAAUAAGGAAGCUUUCUGUAGAGCUGACUGGGAAAUUCCAGUUCCUUUUUUGGUCAUUAUUACUGACUGGAACUAGAGUGAAGAAGAAAAUGGAUGGAGAAAUGAGGAGCAGAAGGGCACUUUCUCUGAUGUGCUUGUUUCUGACUGUGCUCCAGAUCAGCACACCUUCCUCAGCUCAAAACACAACUUUGAGUACUGCUAGCACCACCACCAAAGCUCCGAGCACUGACGCUCUCAAGUACAGCACACAACCAUCUAACAUCUCAGUGGGUGUGGGAGAGUCUGCAGUGUUUCACUGUGGCGUGCCCGAAGCGCAUCCGAACCUCACGUUCACCUUGUACGGGAGUAAUCACAACUACAGCCUCACCUGCCCAGGUGGCCAUGUGGAAGACAUCCCCCAGGCUCUCUAUGGAAGUUGUGAAAUGAAGAAUGGAGAGUCGCUUGCUGUGUGGACUCUCCUGGGAACUGCCUUCCCCAACAACGGCACAAGAGUAGUUUGUCAGCAGCUGAGUAACCCAAAAGCGCUCUCUGCUGUCCUGCAUGUUUAUGAUACUGGUGCAACCAAUGUCCUUCUCAUUGGCUGUAUCAUUGGGGGAUUCUUUGGAGUCCUGUUAGUGGCAGCUUUGUUAUACACCUUCCUGGUCAAAUCUGAGUCCUUCGAGGAAUGCUUCGGUGGGGAAGAAACUGAAGAUGAUAUGACCACUAUUGUAUCAAAGGAAUAAAAGAAGAAAUAAAAUCAAGACUUUGCAAGAUGUGACAGACUGAUAAUAGAUACUGCAACCGUUUCUAUUUUUUAACCAGGCUAACUAAAGUGAGAGCUGGACUCAGCCAAGGUCUGGAGAUAAUACUGUUGCAGAUGUUUCAAAUCAAUACUUUAGUCCUUUGUUCUGUUGGUUAAAAAGAGGAAGAGAAGCUGAAAGUGUAUAGAUAUGAAGAGACAAUCUGUUUGAUCUAUUCGCUUUAGAUGCUUUGAAUAAUUUCUUCUCCUGCGUUAAAUUAUUCGUGACCACAGGCCAAACAAAUCUUGCUUACUUACUUAAAAUUAGUGUAUGUGUGUGUGUAGAUAACAAGUAAAAUCAGGCAGACAAAGAGCAAUGAGCUCAUUUACAUCUAAAUAAGUUGUUCUCUUAGCUUGAUAAAUAACACUGGUAUUUUGUAAAAUUUUAGAGCACUUUUAUUUUGGAAAUAUUAUAAUUCUAAAUUUAUGUAGUGCAACAUCACAAAACUCACCUGUACCAAUUCUGAUUACUUAUUGAAUGGAUGAUGUGAUUUUUUUUAACAAGUGAUGCUAAUUAUAGAAAAGAAAAAAAACAGUCAUUACAAUCACAUGAUCAUUAAAAUCUAAUUAUAAUAAACACACAAGCCACUUGAACUUGAAAUUGUGAUGAUGAGUAAUUUAGUAUCACCUAUUGAUUUUGAAUCUGUAAACAUGUUUUCAUCUCAGCCGCAGGUGGAAGGAAAACGAAUGAAAUGAAGUGCAAAACAUGGAAAUGAUGGUGCACUGUAGCCAGUCGGUGCCAUGUUUUGCUAAAUGGCACUGACAUUUUUCUCUCUCUGCUCCAUUAUGACAGUAUGUUUUACACUUUUAUGCCUGCUUUUGAAGGCUUUCAGCCUGACGAUGAGCUGCUCACUAAUGGAGGAACUGCAUAUGCUUUUAACAGUAGGUUAGAUACCUGUACUUUCAGUUUGUCCACUUGAGGGAAGCACUUACUCUGAGGAAAAGCUGAUCAUCAAAGAAUGACUGUGAAUAAAAACUCUUAGUCAACAUCAUUUGCAUAUGCUAAUAAAUUAAAAGUACACUGCAGACUUUGAUGUACUGGAGCUUAUUGAAUGAAGGGAGCCUCUAUGUUUAUAUGUUGCUUUUUCCAUAAAGACAGCACAGAGCAGAGUUGCUAUUAGUUUUUACCACACAGGGUGUAUCACUCUUUAUGCUUUGUGUGAAUGUGGUUAUUUGCUGUCUAUGCAUUCUACUUUGCUGUUUAAUUUUUUCAUACAUUAAAUAUAUUUGUAUAUUUCUUUACAAAUAUCUUGGUGUCCCCCAGCUCACACUUUUCAUGAGACAUACUGAUGUUAAAAAUAAAAGCUGAGUGCACUUUA